Messenger RNA from Morone saxatilis (striped sea-bass), 4592 nucleotides. It is a transcript of the gene sf3b3, whose product is annotated as splicing factor 3b, subunit 3. Gene Ontology annotation, molecular function: protein binding; U2 snRNA binding. Gene Ontology annotation, biological process: mRNA splicing, via spliceosome. Lineage: Eukaryota; Metazoa; Chordata; Actinopteri; Moronidae. Gene Ontology annotation, cellular component: U2 snRNP; nucleus. The record is from RefSeq and is a predicted model, not a curated record.
GAGCGAUAGAGAAACAGAAGCUGGUUUACAUCCUGAACAGAGACGCAGCUGCCAGACUGACCAUCUCCUCUCCACUGGAAGCACAUAAAGCAAACACGCUCGUCUACCACGUAGUAGGAGUCGAUGUCGGCUUUGAAAAUCCCAUGUUUGCCUGCCUGGAAAUGGACUACGAGGAAGCUGACAAUGACCCGACAGGAGAAGCUGCCGCCAACACACAACAGACGCUCACCUUUUACGAGCUGGACCUCGGCUUGAAUCACGUGGUCCGCAAGUACAGCGAGGCUUUGGAAGAGCACGGAAAUUUCCUCAUCACUGUCCCUGGUGGUUCAGAUGGGCCCAGUGGAGUUCUGAUCUGCUCUGAAAACUAUAUCACAUACAAGAACUUUGGAGACCAGCCUGACAUUCGCUGCCCCAUCCCGCGACGCAGGAAUGACCUGGAUGACCCAGAGCGCGGCAUGAUAUUUGUCUGCUCAGCCACCCACAAGACCAAGUCCAUGUUCUUCUUCCUGGCCCAGACUGAGCAGGGAGACAUCUUCAAGGUUACCCUGGAGACGGAUGAAGAAAUGGUCACAGAAAUCAGGCUGAAAUACUUUGACACGAUCCCGGUGGCGACGGCUAUGUGUGUCCUGAAGACUGGCUUCUUGUUUGUGUCUUCAGAGUUUGGAAACCAUUACCUUUACCAGAUUGCCCACUUGGGUGAUGACGACGAGGAGCCGGAGUUCUCCUCUGCGAUGCCGCUGGAAGAGGGAGACACCUUCUUCUUCCAGCCCCGCCCCCUCAAGAACCUCGUGCUGGUGGACGAACAGGAGAACUUAUCGCCCAUCAUGUCCUGUCAGAUUUCUGAUUUGGCCAAUGAAGAUACGCCCCAGCUGUACGUGGCCUGUGGACGAGGACCCCGGUCUACUCUGAGGGUCCUUAGACACGGACUGGAGGUAUCAGAGAUGGCUGUGUCUGAGCUGCCCGGUAACCCCAACGCCGUGUGGACAGUACGCAGACAUGUGGAAGAUGAGUUUGAUGCCUACAUCAUUGUGUCUUUCGUGAACGCUACUCUGGUUCUGUCCAUCGGGGAGACUGUAGAGGAAGUGACAGAUUCUGGAUUUCUGGGAACAACGCCUACUCUCUCCUGCUCACUGCUCGGUGAAGACGCCCUGGUGCAGGUGUACCCAGAUGGUAUCCGCCACAUCCGAGCGGACAAGCGUGUGAAUGAGUGGAAGACUCCCGGCAAAAAAACCAUCGUCCGCUGCGCCGUGAACCAGCGUCAGGUUGUCAUCGCUCUCACCGGAGGGGAGCUGGUCUACUUUGAGAUGGACCCGUCCGGCCAGCUGAAUGAGUACACAGAGCGGAAGGAGAUGUCUGCAGAUGUGGUUUGCAUGAGCCUGGCGAACGUUCCACCCGGUGAGCAACGCUCGCGAUUCCUCGCCGUGGGACUGGUUGACAACACUGUCCGAAUCAUCUCCCUGGACCCUUCGGAUUGCCUACAGCCGUUGAGUAUGCAGGCCCUUCCAGCACAGCCAGAGAGUCUGUGUAUUGUCGAGAUGGGAGGGAUCGAGAAACAGGAUGAGCUUGGAGAGAAGGGAACCAUCGGCUUCCUCUACCUCAACAUUGGGCUUCAGAACGGUGUGCUGCUGAGGACUGUGCUGGACCCAGUGACGGGUGACCUGUCCGAUACCAGAACACGAUACCUGGGGUCUCGACCCGUCAAACUCUUCAGAGUCAGGAUGCAGGGACAGGAAGCUGUGUUGGCAAUGUCCAGUCGCUCCUGGCUCAGCUACUCGUACCAGUCUCGCUUCCAUCUGACCCCUCUGUCAUAUGAGACUCUGGAGUACGCCUCUGGCUUUGCGUCCGAACAAUGCCCUGAAGGCAUAGUGGCCAUUUCCACCAACACACUGAGAAUCUUGGCUUUGGAGAAAUUAGGAGCCGUCUUUAACCAGGUGGCCUUUCCUCUGCAGUACACUCCCAGGAAAUUUGUAAUCCACCCGGAGACCAACAACCUCAUUUUGAUCGAGACGGACCACAAUGCCUACACUGAGGCAACCAAAGCUCAGAGAAAGCAACAGAUGGCCGAGGAGAUGGUGGAGGCUGCUGGUGAGGAUGAAAGAGAACUGGCUGCUGAGAUGGCUGCCGCCUUCCUCAACGAAAAUCUCCCAGAAGCUAUAUUCGGUGCACCUAAAGCUGGAGCCGGACAGUGGGCCUCACUGGUGCGCCUCGUCAACCCCAUACAGGGUUCAACGCUGGACCAGGUGCAGCUGGAACAGAACGAAGCUGCAUUUAGUGUUGCAGUGUGUCGCUUCCCCAACACAGGAGAUGAUUGGUAUGUUCUGGUGGGCGUUGCCAGAGACAUGAUUCUCAACCCCAGAUCAGUGAGCGGCGGCUUUAUCUAUACCUAUCGGCUCAUCGCUGGAGGGGAGAAGCUGGAGUUUGUGCACAAGACCCCGGUAGAGGACGUCCCUUUGGCCAUUGCUCCAUUCCAGGGACGCAUCCUGGUGGGAGUUGGGAAACUGCUGAGAAUCUACGACCUGGGCAAAAAGAAGCUGCUUCGCAAGUGUGAAAACAAGCACGUUCCCAACCUGGUAUCCAGCAUCCAUACCAUCGGCCAGCGUGUGAUAGUUACUGACGUUCAGGAGAGCCUGUUCUGGGUUCGUUACAGACGCAACGAGAACCAGCUCAUCAUCUUCGCUGAUGACACGUAUCCCCGCUGGGUGACCACGGCCUGUCUGCUCGACUACGACACCAUGGCCUCCGCUGACAAGUUUGGCAACAUCAGCAUUGUGCGUCUGCCCCCCAACACUAGCGAUGAUGUGGAUGAAGACCCCACAGGGAACAAAGCUUUAUGGGACAGAGGCCUCCUUAAUGGAGCAUCACAGAAGGCUGAGGUGGUAGUGAAUUACCACGUAGGAGAGACGGUGUUAUCUCUCCAGAAAACCACACUGAUCCCUGGAGGUUCAGAGUCCCUGGUCUACACCACUCUGUCCGGAGGCAUCGGCAUACUGGUCCCGUUCACCUCGCACGAGGACCAUGACUUCUUCCAGCAUUUAGAGAUGCAUAUGCGCUCAGAGUUCCCCCCACUGUGCGGCAGAGACCAUCUCAGCUUCAGAUCCUACUACUUCCCGGUCAAGAAUGUGAUUGACGGAGAUCUGUGUGAGCAGUUUAACAGCAUGGACCCUCACAAGCAGAAGAGUGUGGCAGAAGAGCUGGACAGAACGCCACCCGAGGUCUCUAAGAAACUGGAGGACAUUCGCACUCGAUACGCGUUCUAAAUUCGACACCUUCAUACAGUACAGGCGGACAGAGAGGCACUCAUUAGGACCACCACACACACACACACACACACACACACACUGGUCCACAGUACGACCCUGUAAGGACGCAGAUUGACAGUAUGGAUUGUUAUAAGGCAGACAGACUGUGGGCGAACCCCUUAUUACAUGGAAACAUACCACAAGACGUCACAUGCCUGCAUUUCCAGUACGUUGCUCAAUUAUAGCACCUCGUCCGAAACAAAUACCUGCAUUCAAUAACGAGAACAUCACCCACAUGACUGUCGAGUGCCUUGCCGUCAUCACACCACGUACAUACUUACUGCCUCAAAUACUGAGAACUUUGUGCAAGUUUUUCACACCUCGUAUGUGCCGUUGAAUCAGCAGAAACCACGCACACACAUGCACACAUACACAGGCAGCCAGAUAAAGACAGCAUUCAGUGGAAACAUGACAGGAAGUCUCGGCGAGUAGCCCUCUUACCUUGUGACAUUGUGUUCCCACAACAAUGUGUUCUGCCUGGAACAGCAUUGUCACCCAAACAUAGCUGUGAUGAGUAUCAUUCUCACACACACACACACACAUACAUACACACACACAGAGAGAGAGCUGUGUAAACAGAAUUCACACGCACCCCGAUGGCGUGAAGAGCAACCGCGCUGUCAUCUGCACCGUCAUACUGAGUCCAAAUCAUCUGUCAUCGUCUGCGAGCGAAUACAUUUUUAUUUAAAAGCCUUUCUGCUCACGCCAAGCAGAAAAGUCACAUGGACACAACUUGUUGAGAUCGAUGUCACGCUUUCUGGACAGAAGACUCCUGAAAGCUGAGAUUUUUUUUUUUGUCUGUUUAGCAAGUUUGUGUGUCCUCACAAAAUUAAACAUGUUUUUGUAUGCUAUGAUUUUUUAAAUGUGUUUUCAUUAGAAUGAUCUGUUCUGAAUAUACCACGGUCCAAGAUGGUAUUAUUAAAUCUUUCUUAGCCCCCUCGCCUACCUGUGUGUUUGGUAACCUGUCGGCCCCCAGGCUCAUUAAAGCAUAUUGCUUACUUGCAACUGGGAACCAAACAGAAGCCGAACCUCUAACCCACUGUAAGCCUCAGGCCACGGUUCGAGAAGUGUUGCCAUACUGCGGCAUUAGACGACGGCUGAACUCAGACUAAAUAAGUGGGUGGAAGAACACUGAAGGUUUGCACUGGGUGUUGUUCUUCUCAGUCCUGUAAAUUCCCAACCUCAGCCACAGACAUAGCAUUCCUCAGUAGUCAUUGAAUUUAGGGGUUUGUGGGAAUGGGGGCAGUGGUCUGUUUUUGUAAAUAAAGUUGUUGUUUUUUGUGCUUUAUAAUA